Messenger RNA from Ilex paraguariensis (yerba mate), 3843 nucleotides. NCBI's taxonomy places the organism in Eukaryota, Viridiplantae, Streptophyta, Magnoliopsida, Aquifoliales, Aquifoliaceae. The record is from the annotation of a GenBank genome assembly.
CUCUCUCUUCCCAUGGCGACGGCGGCGGUGGCCGAGUCCCGAAAGCUCCCUCGCCCAGGCCGCGGCGGCGUAAUCUCCCAUAACCUCACCGAAGAAGAAGCUCGAGUCCGAGCAAUUGGCGAAAUCGUGAACCAGAUGGUCGAACUCUCCCACAAAGGCCAAAACGUCGACCUCAACGCAAUCAAGUCCGCCGCGUGCCGCAAAUACGGCCUAUCACGCGCCCCUAAGCUCGUCGAAAUGAUCGCCGCACUACCUGAGUCAGAGCGCGAGUCACUCCUCCCCAAACUCCGAGCAAAGCCGGUUCGGACCGCCUCGGGGAUUGCGGUGGUGGCCGUCAUGUCGAAGCCUCACCGGUGUCCGCAUAUUGCCACUACUGGGAAUAUAUGUGUUUAUUGUCCGGGGGGACCGGAUUCGGAUUUUGAGUAUAGUACUCAGUCGUAUACUGGGUAUGAGCCGACUAGUAUGCGAGCAAUUCGUGCUAGGUAUAACCCCUAUGUGCAAGCUAGAAGCAGGAUAGAUCAGCUGAAACGAUUGGGUCACAGUGUAGAUAAGGUUGAGUUUAUCCUGAUGGGUGGAACUUUUAUGUCAUUGCCAUCAGAAUACCGUGACUAUUUCACAAGAAAUCUUCAUGAUGCUUUAUCCGGGCAUACUUCUGCUAAUGUUGAAGAGGCAGUUUCCUACUCUGAACACAGUGCAACAAAGUGUAUUGGGAUGACUAUUGAAACGAGGCCGGAUUAUUGCCUUGGACCCCAUUUGAGGCAAAUGCUUUCUUAUGGGUGUACACGACUGGAGAUUGGAGUUCAAAGCACAUAUGAGGAUGUUGCUCGUGACACCAAUAGGGGACACACAGUAGCUGCUGUGGCUGAUUGCUUUUGCUUGGCAAAGGAUGCUGGCUUCAAGGUAGUUGCUCAUAUGAUGCCUGAUCUUCCAAAUGUUGGGGUUGAGAGAGACUUGGAAAGUUUCAAGGAGUUCUUUGAAAGCCCUUCAUUUAGAGCUGAUGGGCUCAAAAUUUAUCCCACGCUUGUUAUUCGUGGGACUGGACUUUAUGAGCUUUGGAAAACGGGCAGGUAUAGGAAUUACCCGCCUGAGCAGCUUGUGGACAUUGUAGCUCGGAUCUUAGCCAUGGUACCCCCUUGGACACGUGUUUAUAGAGUUCAGCGGGAUAUUCCUAUGCCUCUGGUUACUUCUGGUGUUGAGAAAGGGAACCUUCGGGAGCUAGCUUUAGCUAGAAUGGAUGAUUUGGGCUUGAAGUGCCGGGAUGUUAGAACACGGGAAGCUGGAAUCCAGGAUAUUCACCACAAAAUAAAGCCAGACAAAGUUGAGCUUGUUCGCCGUGAUUAUUCAGCAAAUGAGGGCUGGGAAACUUUCCUUUCAUAUGAAGAUACACGGCAGGAUAUCCUCGUUGGGUUACUGCGAUUGAGAAAAAUUGGCCGAAAUGCCACUUGCCCAGAACUUAUGGGGAAGUGUUCUAUUGUUCGUGAACUACAUGUGUAUGGGACAGCAGUUCCCGUGCAUGGGCGUGAUGCUGAUAAGCUGCAACACCAGGGUUAUGGUACGCUGCUUAUGGAGGAAGCAGAGCGGAUUGCUCGUCGGGAGCAUCGAUCAACAAAGAUAGCUGUAAUAUCUGGUGUAGGAACCCGCCAUUACUAUAGAAAAUUGGGAUAUGAGCUUGAAGGUCCUUACAUGGCCCACUUAGGUUCAGUUCGACCCGACCCAUUGGGAGGUUUUAUUAAGGAGGAGUCUUCGUUGGUGCGCUAUAGCUCUCUCUCCCUCUGUGAAGCGACAAAUCACCAGCAGACCAUGAUGCUCAAAUCCUCAUUCAUGCCCAUUUUAACAACCGUUCCCGCUAAAAUCAAACCACCUCCAAAACUUUCAUACACAAUAACCAAUGCAUUCACACAAACCCCACAAACUGUUCGACAAAAUGCCUCACCUAACCAUCCAACUACACUCCCACCAUACAAGCUGCCACCAACCUCAGCUUACAUCCACCUCCCAUUCUGUCGAAAACGCUGUCACUACUGCGACUUCCCAAUAGUCGCUCUUGGCUCCUCUUCAGCCAAAAUCGAAGACGACCCACGAAUUCUUAGCUACAUCCAGCUCCUCCUUAGAGAAAUCAAAGCAACCAAACAAGAAUUAAAUGCUAACCCACCUCUUGAAACAGUCUUUUUUGGAGGUGGCACACCUUCACUUGUGCCACCAAGACUUGUUUCCGUGGUUCUUGACACUUUACGUGAGAAAUUUAGGUUGUGUGCAAAUGCUGAGAUAUCUAUGGAAAUGGACCCUGGGACAUUUGAUGGGGUAAAAAUGGAGGAGUUAAUGGAGUUGGGGGUGAAUAGAGUGUCUUUGGGAGUUCAGGCAUUUCAACCGGAGUUAUUGAAGGCUUGUGGUAGAGCACAUGGUGUCAAGGAGGUUCACGAGGCAAUUGAGAUUGUUGGGUCUUGUGGGGUUGAGAAUUGGAGUAUGGACCUCAUAUCUUCUCUCCCUCACCAAACACCAGAAAUGUGGGAAAGCAGUCUGAGGCUCACUAUCGAAGCACAGCCUACCCACGUAUCAGUGUAUGAUCUGCAAGUUGAACAAGGCACCAAAUUUGGCAUACUGUACACACCAGGGGAGUUCCCUCUGCCUUCUGAGAUACAAUCUGCGGAAUUCUAUAGAAUGGCCUCGAGAAUGCUUACUGAUGCUGGUUACAACCAUUAUGAAAUUAGUAGUUACUGCAAAAGUGGUUUUGAGUGCCAGCACAAUCUGACCUACUGGAAGAACAAAGGUUUUUAUGGUUUUGGCCUUGGUUCUGCCAGUUAUGUAAGUGGGGUAAGGUUUUCGAGGCCAAGGAAGCUGAAAGAGUACACAAAUUACGUGCAGAGUCUGGAAAAUGGCGUGGUAGAUUGUAGUGAGCAAAAUCAAAUUGAUGCAAAGGACAUGGCAAUGGACGUCGUGAUGCUUUCUCUAAGAACUGGAAGAGGAUUAGACUUACACUCCUUCCGAGAAAGUUUCGGCGGUUCACUUGUUCUCUCUCUUUGUAAGGUUUAUAAACCUUAUGUGGAAAGUGGGCAUGUGGUAUGCUUGGAUGGUCAGGGGAGAAACAUUUCAGCAGAUGAAUCGACCUUCUUGCUGUCGGAUGAGGACAAAAUUGAGGAUCUGGCGUUUAUACGGCUCAGUGAUCCAGAUGGUUUCCUUCUGUCCAACGAGUUAAUAUCCCUUGCAUUUGGAAUCAUAGCUCCGUAAACUGCAAUAUUGACUUGAAACUUGGAUCACUCUGGCAAUAAGAAUAAGACUUGGAGCAUCUAUACAAAUAGUAGUAAACAGUAGAGAUCAGAGUCUGAAGGAACAGUCGUUCCUAUUGGGUUAUGGCACCCAGGUAUCUGAAGCAACAGGCAGGCACUUUUACGGCACCCAUCUUGAGGAUGAACACCUAUUAUGUGGCAUCUCCAAUCCAGAACACAAGUAUUCGGUGUCAGGACAACCGAUAGAGCAAGAUGGGGAGCAAAGUUCGUGUUUCUGACCCUAUAUGGUCGAAAUAAGGCUCUCUGCAUUCUCCCAUUAAGUUAGGCAAGUUUGGGGAACUUGGCCAUGGGGUCUCAGUAGGAUAUAGUGACCGUAACAGCAAGCAGAAGGACGAUUUUAAAUUGACAUCAGAUACUACAAAGAUACCAGUCAGAAUCGAAGUUCUGUUCUUGACCGCAGUAGCACAAUGCCUUUAGUGUGAUCUUUGUGAGAUGGUAUGUCGAUGGGAUAAAUCCAUAAAUCGAGGUUUGCCCAUCUUGUACAUCGCCUAUCAUCCAGUACUAUAUAUUGCAAUAAACUGAGUUUUUUGGCAUUUGAUACUAGAACGGUCGAUUGUUU